UCCUCUUUCCUCUGUGUUUUGACCCAGAUGUUUAGGAUCUUUGCUCAGAACUUUGUUCUCGUGUUGUGAUUUUGAGCAAGGGCACUUUAAUGGUGUUGGUGAAUUUUAAAGAGUGCAACUGGGACCUAAACCAAUAAUAAGGUGUUUGGCCCCUAUGCAUCUCAUAUCCUAGAACCAAGACAAUUGGAUUUUGAAUCAGACAAUUUACUACAAAUUCAUGCCAUCUUGUCAUGGAAGUCGCCCACCCCUAGUUACAUUGUGUAUUCACUGGAAAAUAAUCCUUGAAAUUCUCUUCCUGUGCUUUGCAGAUCCUGGUCUAACAGUUUUUGCCGAGCUUGUGUCCUGUGUUAAAAGAACACUUGCUCGUAUCUUGGUCAUUAUUGUCAGCAUGGGGUUUGGCAUUGUCAAACCCCGACUGGGUACAACUCUUCAUCGAGUGUUGGGAGUUGGAGCCUUGUAUUUCAUUCUUGCAACUAUCGAGGGAUCCUUCAGAUCGCUUCAUCCCAAAUCUGAUCCUGGUAGACAGCAGCUGAUUGUCAGUAUCCCACUUGCUGUUCUGGAUGUUUCUAUCUGCUGGUGGAUCUUCAUGUCCCUGGUUCAGACCAUGAGAACCCUUCGCAUCAGAGGUGACCUGGUGAAACUUUCGCUCUACCGACACUUCACCAACACCCUCAUCUUUGCAGUAUUGGCAUCUGUGGCAUAUAUGAUUUGGUCAAUCAAGACUCACAGAUUUGCCAAGAAUGGUUGCAUUACAAAUUGGUCUGAAUUGUGGCUGGAUGAAGCUUUCUGGCAGUUCUUGUUCUCUAUUGUCCUGCUUGUGAUUAUGGUUUUGUGGCGACCCACUGCGAACAACCAGAGGUAAGUGGGUGGCAUACGAUGCCAUGGAGAAUUCCUGUGCCUACGAGACCUCAUAAUGGUAAUAAAGAAACGUAUGUUUACCCAGGCUAGAUGGCAGAGAGCUUAAGCAAUGUCGACGGCAACCCCGAGGACAACUCGUUGUAAAAAAUUAAGACCGAGUUUACCAGAGGACCAGGCAGGGGUGAUACAUGCCAUCUCUCCUUUUUGGAUGAAACUUUGCCAG
Orbicella faveolata is the source of this 1081-nucleotide messenger RNA. RefSeq names its product Golgi-pH regulating cation channel-like. Lineage: Eukaryota; Metazoa; Cnidaria; Anthozoa; Scleractinia; Merulinidae. Gene Ontology annotation, biological process: retrograde transport, endosome to Golgi. The record is from RefSeq and is a predicted model, not a curated record. Gene Ontology annotation, cellular component: Golgi apparatus; membrane.